This is a messenger RNA of Eutrema salsugineum, 1086 nucleotides long. Its product is annotated as GDSL esterase/lipase At2g24560. The record is from RefSeq and is a predicted model, not a curated record. The transcript has 3 exons. NCBI's taxonomy places the organism in Eukaryota, Viridiplantae, Streptophyta, Magnoliopsida, Brassicales, Brassicaceae. The coding region runs from base 1 to 1086 and encodes 361 amino acids. Gene Ontology annotation, molecular function: hydrolase activity, acting on ester bonds.
AUGUCGACUUCGAAAACCAUAACCAUCACUCUGUUCAUCGCAACAACACUAGUCGCGUCCUGCAACGCAGCGGCAAAAAACAACACAACGCAACCGCUCUUCCCAGCGAUUCUAAUCUUCGGCGACUCAACCGUCGACACAGGCAACAACAAUUACCCCUUAAACACAAUCUUCAGAGCAACGCAUCUUCCUUACGGCAUCGAUUUCCCAAACCGCAAACCAAACGGUAGAUUCUCAAACGGAAAACUAAUCCCCGACAUACUCGCAGCCAAAUACAACAUCAAACAGUUUGUUCCUCCCUUCUUACAACCAAAUCUCUCCGACCAUGAGAUUGUAACCGGAGUAUGUUUCGCAUCAGCCGGUGCGGGUUACGAUGACCGAACCAGCCUCUCGACUCAGGCCAUUCCUGUCUUGGAGCAACCUAAGAUGUUCAAGAGUUACAUUGCUCGUCUUAAGAGUAUCGUAGGAGACAAGAAAGCUAUGGAGAUUAUAAACAAUGCCUUGGUGGUUAUAAGUGCAGGACCUAACGAUUUUAUUUUGAAUUAUUACACUGUUCCUUUAAGGCGUCUUGAGUAUCCUCGCGUUUCUGAUUACCAAGACUUUAUACUUAAGAGGCUUGACACUCUCGUCCGGGAGCUUUACAGUUUAGGUUGCCGGAAAAUUAUGGUGAAUGGUUUACCGCCGAUAGGUUGUUUACCGAUUCAGAUGUCUGCUAAGUUCCGCAAUAUCUUUAGGUUCUGUUUGGAACAAGAGAACAGAGACUCUGUUUUAUACAAUCAGAAACUUCAGAAGCUGUUACCUCAGAUCGAAGCAUCUCUUAAAGGAAGCAAGUUCCUUUACUGCAAUAGCCAUGACCCUGUGUUGGACAUGAUGCAAAACCCUAGCAAAUACGGGUUUAAAGAGACGAAGAGAGGAUGUUGUGGAACAGGGUACAUGGAGACGAGCUUCAUGUGUAAUCCUUUCUCUCGGACGUGUGGGAAUCACUCGGAGUUUUUGUUCUUUGACUCGAUUCAUCCAUCGGAAGCUACCUAUAAUUACUUAGGAAACUUUAUCGAUACUCAGAUUCGUGGGUGGCUUAAGGCCUAA